Messenger RNA from Gastrolobium bilobum, 492 nucleotides. RefSeq names its product auxin-induced protein X10A-like. Gene Ontology annotation, biological process: response to auxin. Bases 79 to 357 code for a protein of 92 amino acids. The record is from RefSeq and is a predicted model, not a curated record. Lineage: Eukaryota; Viridiplantae; Streptophyta; Magnoliopsida; Fabales; Fabaceae. The transcript has a single exon.
CAUAAAACACAUUCUUCUUAAAUUUGAGAGCUUUAAUUUGCAUUGUUCUUCUUCCUUCAAACUAAACAAACACGAAAGAUGGGUUUCCGUUUACCUACUAUUCGACGUGCAUCAUUCUCUGCUAGCCAAGCAGCUUCAAAAUCCGUAGAAGUUCCAAAGGGCUAUCUUGCAGUGUAUGUUGGAGAGAAACAGACGCGGUUUGUGAUCCCAAUAUCAUACCUGAACCAACCUUCAUUUCAGGAUUUGCUGAACCAAGCUGAGGAGGAGUUUGGAUAUGAUCAUCCCAUGGGUGGCCUCACAAUUCCAUGCAGCGAAGAUGAAUUCCUUCACAUCAAAUCUCGCUUGAAUGGCCUAUAAAUCUCACACUGUUUUAAACUAACAUAGAUUAGAAGAGACACUUUGUACAAUAGGAAUCUUCUCAACUUGUAUAGGAAAAAAAAUCACUAUACUUUUUCUGCGCUCCCGCAACUUUUGUACGAAGAAGUGCAUUAA